AUGAAGCCUCGAAUAUGCCUUUCUGCUAGAUAUUUGACAUAUACGCAUUUGUUUAGUCGGUACCAGGUUACUUGUUACUCGACUCAAACAGCUACUUCACCUAUAAAUAUCUCAAAACAAUCGAUACACCCAACCACUCCUGCUAGGACAAGAUUCGCGCCAUCACCAACCGGCUUUCUUCAUUUAGGCUCUCUACGAACCGCGUUAUACAAUUAUUUGCUUGCUAAAAAUACAAAUGGGCAAUUUAUUUUACGUAUUGAAGAUACUGACCAAACGCGGCUUGUUGAAGGUGCCGAACAAAACAUUUACAACACCUUGGAAUGGUGCAAUUUACAAAUUGAUGAAAGCCCCGUCCGUGGUGGACAAUUUGGACCAUACCGCCAGUCAGAGCGAAAGGAUAUAUAUAAGAAAUAUGCUCAGUUCUUACUUGACAAAGGCUUGGCUUAUAAAUGCUAUUGCUCAAAGGAAAGAUUAUUGCAGCUACGCGAAUCGGCACAGCGAUUGAAACCGCCUACAAAUGUUACAUACGAUCGAAAAUGCUUUACCAAACUAAAUGAACCAGAUAAUGAUUCAUUUGUCAUUCGCUUCAAGUCGCCACAUAAAUACCCCAAAUUCAAUGACUUACUUCACGGAUCCACCGACAUUCAACCGCAAUAUAAUCUUCACGAUCAAAGAUUUGACGACUUUGUCAUAAUCAAGAAUGAUGGAAUGCCAACGUAUCAUUUUGCCAAUGUUGUUGAUGAUCAUCUAAUGAAAAUCACCCAUGUCAUUAGAGGAGAAGAAUGGUUGGCAUCGACUCCAAAACACGUGGCCCUUUACAACGCAUUCGGAUGGUCUCCGCCUGAAUUUGUUCAUAUUCCACUACUCACAUCACUCGAGGAUCGGAAACUCUCCAAACGUAAAGGUGAUUUCAAUAUUUUGCAAUUACGCGAGCAAGGUGGUAUACUACCAGAGGCACUAUUGAAUUUUGUUGCACUCUUUGGAUGGGCUCCUUAUAGAGAAUUGAAUGAAAAGACCUCUGAGGUUCUUGACCUUGACCAACUCGUGGAAAAAUUCUCUUUGGACCAGUUGACCAAGGGCAAUGCAAAAGUCAAUGACUCGAAAUUGCAAUUUUUCCAAAAAGAGCAUUUCAAAAGAGCUUGUGCUGAUCCGGCAAAGUUAAAUUCAUUGGUUGAUUCGUAUUUCGAUGAAUUUAAACUAAUUAGUAAAAAUGGGAAAAGCAAAGAAUAUUUAAAAGAGUUGCUCAUCAGCUUAGCGCCCAAUAUCUCACAUGUAAAAGAUGUGUGCAAUCACACUUAUUUGUUUAAAAACAUUGACUACGGUGCUGUAAAGCCACCAAAAGAUAUUCAGCAAGCGAAAACAAUUUUAUCGUAUGUUAUUGAAAAUGGGUUUGAUAAUGCAUUAGCGAAUUUACCUACAAUCGGAUUUCCCAAAAAAGAGGUGUUUAUGACAUUGAGAGCAGCUCUCAGCGGAGGGAAACCAGGCCUUCCAAUUCCUGAACUAGUGAAAUUUAUUGGAGAGCUUGAGAGCAAAGAUCGAGUCAAAAAAUAUGCAAACUAUUUAUCGAUCAUGAAUGAAUAA
Lodderomyces elongisporus is the source of this 1581-nucleotide messenger RNA. RefSeq names its product glutamate--tRNA ligase (gene MSE1). The coding region runs from base 1 to 1581 and encodes 526 amino acids. Gene Ontology annotation, cellular component: mitochondrion. Gene Ontology annotation, molecular function: zinc ion binding; tRNA binding; glutamate-tRNA ligase activity. The record is from RefSeq and is a predicted model, not a curated record. NCBI's taxonomy places the organism in Eukaryota, Fungi, Ascomycota, Pichiomycetes, Serinales, Debaryomycetaceae. Gene Ontology annotation, biological process: glutamyl-tRNA aminoacylation. The transcript has a single exon.